Empidonax traillii (willow flycatcher) is the source of this 2614-nucleotide messenger RNA. It is a transcript of the gene CRACR2A, whose product is annotated as calcium release activated channel regulator 2A. Gene Ontology annotation, molecular function: calcium ion binding; GTP binding; GTPase activity. The transcript has 18 exons. The coding region runs from base 177 to 2282 and encodes 701 amino acids. The record is from RefSeq and is a predicted model, not a curated record. NCBI's taxonomy places the organism in Eukaryota, Metazoa, Chordata, Aves, Passeriformes, Tyrannidae.
CAAAGUUAGGAAAGUGUUUUCAGCCUUUCCGCGGUCCCACUCCCAGCCGGGGGAGAGCCGGCCCGGCCAGCGCACCGGGCAGGUUCCUGCGGGAGGCGGCGGCAGGUUUCAGAUCAGAAUUUACGAGUACAUGGGGUAGCAGCAUCCCAAAAUAAUCCUGAGCUGAGAUUGAGACAAUGGACAGAAUACAAGGAGACUGUGCCAGUCCUGUGCCACCAGGAGAUGCAGAGGGGGGCAGGACUGGAGAACAAGACCCAGAACUAACUGUGUUGGGGAAAGCACAAGAGUUCUUUCAGAUUUGUGAUCUGGAAGGCAAAGGCUUCGUCACUCGUCAAGACAUGCAGAGACUGCAUCCUGAGUUACCUCUUAGCCUGGAAGAGCUUGAAAAAGUUUUUGUUACAUUAGAUGCUGAUGGCAAUGGCUCACUUACCCCAAAGGAAUUCAUCACAGGACUCAGCCAAUUUCUUUUGGAGCAGAUUGCUUUGAAAAAUGACAUGAUGCAGCAAUCAGAAGGUGAAACAGCCUGCCCAGAUAUGUGCAAAGAGACCAUGGGUGAUGAUGAGGAUGAAGACUUCCAAUUCUCCAAUCUGAUGGAUCGACUUGGAGCUAAAAAGGUUUUGAAUGAUGAGAGUGAUGUGAAGCAACUUUGGUUGCAGCUAAGAAAAGAUGAACCUCAUUUACUUGCCAAUUUUGAAGACCUCUUGGUCAGAAUUUUCUCCCAGCUCCAAGAAGCAGAUAAUGAGAAGAAUGAGUUGGAAUGCGCUCUAAAAAAGAAAAUUGCUGCUUAUGAUGAAGAAAUUCAACACCUCUACGAGGAAAUGGAACAGCAAAUCAAAAAGGAGAAAGAGCAGUUUCUAUUGAAAGACACAGAGAGGUUUCAGUCCUAUAGUAAGGAGCUGGAGUGCAAGCUGCUGUCAAAGGAACAAGAACUGGAACAAUUGGUUCAAAAACAGAAAAGGCUAGAGCAUCAAUGUACAGAACUCCUCAGUGGCAAAGAACAAACCAAAGUAGAGAACACCAAGCUGAAGCUGACUAACCAGGAGCUGUUAAAAGAUCUGGAAAGAACAUCUCACGAACUAAGCCUGGCUCAACAACAGUUAGAGAUGCUUCAGAAGGAGGCAUCAAGACUACAUGAGGAGAAGGAAAUGGAGGUGUACCGAGUGACAGAAACCUUACAGCGAGAGAAGUCAGGACUUCUGAAGCAGCUGGAUCUUUUAAGAGAGAUGAACAAACAUCUCAGUGAUGAACGUGACAUAUUUUUACAGAAACGCAAAGCAAGUAUUCCAAAAGCCAGCUGGAAGCAAAGAUCAGGGUCUGUCAUUGGGAAAUACAUAGAGGGGAAGAUGCUGCCUAACAGCCAUUCAUUUGAAGAAGAUGAUAUAUUCAGUAACUCAAAGAGAAGGAAUUCUGCUGGACUGAAUGGAAUUCUUUCUGAAGAGUCAGAUGCUGGAGUCACUGGAGGAAUGUCUAAAACAUCACGUCUCCAAAGAAUAAUAUCAAUUGAAGAAGAUCACCUACCCCAGCUUCUUGACAGGCUGGUUGAUAAGCAGCUGAACAGGUGGACUGAGGAAGAUGACAGUACUUCUGAGGUGGAAAUGCAUAAGAAAAACACAGAACAAUCAAUGGAACACUCACCUUCAUCUUCUAGAGAGCAGCCUAUAGGGAAGGAAACACUGUCAAAUGAGGAGAGAAUAAACUCUGUCCCAGAGCACUUAUUCAAGAUUAUUUUUGUGGGCAAUUCGAGUGUGGGAAAGACUUCAUUCUUAAGAAGAUUUUGUGAAGAUCGUUUUUUCCCAGGCACAGCUGCUACUGUAGGUGUGGAUUACAACGUGAAGACUGUCACAGUAGAUAAUACCCAAGUUGCGCUGCAGCUCUGGGACACUGCUGGCCAGGAACGGUACCGAAGUAUUACGAAGCAGUUUUUCAGAAAAGCUGAUGGUGUCAUUGUGAUGUACGAUAUAACAGCAAAAGACACAUUCACAGCUGUGAGGCAGUGGCUGAUAAGCAUUGAGGAGGCAACAGGGGAGAAUGUGCCUGUCCUUUUGGUGGGUAAUAAAACUGAUAAUGAAAAGGAACGUGAGGUCCCUAUGGGAAUGGGAGAGCAUCUUGCUAAGGAUUACAAUUUAAUUUUCUAUGAAUGCAGUGCAUGUUCUGGGUACAAUGUGGAAAAGUCUGUGCUUCACUUAGCUAGGUUUUUAAAAGAACAUGAAGAUAAAGUGAAAGAGAAAACCAUUGAACUUCAAUCUGAUAUGAAUAAAAAGUCUUGCUGUAUCAGGCAAUAAAAUGCUGGGGUGUGUCAUACGUUUAUUUGACACUACAUAGCACUGUCAGAUUUGCUUUUAUCUUCCAAAUACUCUGCUGUGUUCUGAGUGUAGGUGUAAGUGAAACUUAAAAUCUUUGUGUGCUCUGAUCUCAGCUUUUAUAAAUAUUAUCUUUAGUUAAUUGACAAUGUAUUUGGGGCAAUAACAGUCUUUUAAUUCUGUUUGAUGCCUAACACCACUGAAUCCUGCUUUAUUAUCAGGCUUGUGGAAGCUACCACUUUCUUAAUAAUUAGAAAUAAUUUUAUAGGAAGAAAAACUACUUGGAAUGUGAAGUAAAUUCUUACUGGUGUUAA